AUGACCAUCAGAAGCUUCAAUCAGGGGCAACAAUACCGGCCUCGAAUGGCUUUCCUGCGCAAGAUUGAGCCUCUGAUAAUGGAGAUGCAGGAUCCAAAUACUGGAAUUAAAACACAAAGCCAGAGGCUGAUAAUAACUACGAUCCCUCACGCGAUGACAGGACAGCAAGAUUUUAUGCUACAAUUAAAUGGAGCAAUUUUCAUUGACCACAGUUCUCCCCGGACCCCCUACUUCUGGCCCACUCAGGAGUGGCCAGCAGAAGACACAGACUAUGCAAUUUAUUUGGCAAAGAAAAAUAUAUGCAAGAAGGGUAUAUUGGAAGACUAUGAGAAGGAAAAUUACAAUAUCCUGAACAAGAAGAUCAAUCACAAGUGGGAUUUUGUCAUCAUGCAGGCAAAGGAACAAUAUCGGGCUGGCAAAGAACGUAAAAAGGCUGACAGGUUUGUUCUGGAUUGCCAGGAGAGAGCGUAUUGGCUAGUGCACAGACCAGCGCCAGGAACUCUUGACGUCCUUGAUUACGGGAUUAACCGUGUGACAGACCCAAGUGCAGACAAGGUAGAGCAGAAGAAGACAUAUGAUUAUUACAGGAGAGAGAUUCUGUACUAUCAACAGGCCCUGGUCAGGUCCAGGGUGAAGUCUUCUGUCUCCCUGGAAGGAAUUGUAAAAUACUGUGAGCAGUAUUUUACCCAUGAUCCUAUAAUGUCGGGAUGCCUCCCUAGCAAUCCUUGGCUCACCGAUGACACAACAUUUUGGGAACUCAACACUCCAAUGGCAGACAACCCAACAAAGCUGAGAGUGGAGCGCUGGACCUUCAGCUUUGCUGAGCUGAUGAGGGAUCCCAGAGGCCGUCAGAAUUUUGAGCUUUUCCUCAAAAAGGAAUUCAGCGGAGAGAACUUGGCAUUCUGGGAAGCGUGCGAAGAUUUAAAGCAUGGAGAACAAUCAAAGGUUAAAGAAAAAGCUGAGGAGAUUUACAAAACAUUCCUGGCACAGGGUGCGAGGCGUUGGAUUAACAUUGAUGGGAGAACCAUGGAGAUUACGGUGAAAGGCCUGAAACACCCACAUCGUUAUGUGCUGGAUGCUGCACAGACUCACAUCUACAUGCUGAUGAAAAAGGAUUCAUACCCACGUUUCUUAAGAUCCCCCAUUUAUAAGGAGAUGCAGGGUACAGCUCUCAUUCCUGAAGAGACCAAGCCAAAAAGUAACUUUCCUUUCAUGAGGAGACACAGACGUUCCAGUCCCAGUCCUGUUGUCCUGCGGCAGCUUGAGCAGGAGGCCAGAGCAAAAGCAGCUGCCAGUGGCUCGAAGGUGGUCGACAUUACACAGAUAUGUAGGUUUACUGCACCUGUUCCCCACCUGACGGUGUACACAGGCCUAUGUAUCUCACCUUGUUCCCCAAAUCCAUCCUUAUCCAAUCCUGCCAACGCUGAUCUGCCCUUCUGCACCCCCAAAUACAUUCCAGUCACAAAUAGUGCCUUCUGCCCCUCGCCGAUCAGUGUCGCACUAGACAGUACUCCAGCAAUGGAAAGAAAAUGGCAGCACAAUCACUCAAUCUCUAAUCAAUUUUCCCCAGUUGCUGAAAAUACUGAGUUGUCUGUUGAGUCUGAAUCGAGCACCUGCUACCAGCCACCAGCGUCCAUGGAAACCAUACGUUCUCAGAAAGCCAAAGUGACUCUAUCCUUCAGCAAGUUUUUGAAACGGGGAUGUUCGAAUUCGCCAGUCUUUGCAACGCUGUCUCCCAAGUGCAUUUCAUUAAACAACCGAAAGAUCCAGCCUCUGAAUGACGCAGAGAAGCAGCUGCAGCAAAAGACAAGAAGAGUGUCCAACUUUUUCCAAAUCAAGGUAGAUAUCCCAGCCAAUUGCAGAAUUUACCCCAUAGAUUCUGAAGACGAAGAUGAAGAUUGUCAUCAUACCUACAAGGACUCUGCGAAUGAGGUCAUCUGUCCCUGGGAGAGUGUAGCAGAGGAAAGUAAAGCAGGAUGAUGGCAGUUCAACUUAAGACCAACGGACUAUGGGAUACUCAAGUACUUGAGUUGUUUGAAUGUUAGUGUCAGGAAAGCAGUGAUUCUGCUAACUUAGCAAAUACUAUUAAAGAAACACUCAGCGUGGUGGUGGUGUUUUGUUUGUCACAUUCUUAAAUUUCUUCUUUUAUCAAUGAUGAAUUUUCACUUUUGUUUCUCUUAACAGAGCAUGUUCUAUUCCCUCAUUUAGACUGCCAAGGUUGCCUUCACAUUGUUUUAAUUCUGCUAAGACCCUAUGGAUAACCAAAGCUGUUGGCACAAAGUAAAACAGUGACUGUAUAGAACUGAGUUUUAACAAUAAGAACUGGAAAAUUGCACCCAGGAAAAGUACACCACCACAACCUGGACAGUCUAAGUAGGCAAAUCGAUGGAACAUGAAUCAGCAGAGGGACGGAUAUAGUAAUUGCAGACUGAGGUCUGCAAUGCAAUAAAUAUAGUUUCAUUUCCUUUGAGGUUCAAUUUAUAUAUCAUAGUAUCUCUCGGAAAUGAUAAUCCUGAGUCCCCUAUUGUUUAAGGAUUAACCUGCUCUGCAUGUACUUGGAACAAAAAGAUUUUGGUUCCAGCUAUGUAUUUGUGAUCUUCCUGUAUAAAGGUGUAGUAUCAAUUAUGAUCUUGUUGGUAUUGGAACCGUUCAAGUCAUAUGUGUUUUAAUUGUAUACAUUUCUACUUUUAUAAACAAAAUUAAAGACUUGCACCUUUAGAGUGCACAAUCUUUGGAUGUCCCAAAGAGCUUUCCAGUUAACAGUGUGCUUUGAAGUAUAGUCACUAUUGUAACAUAGGAAAUAAAAUGUGGAAUGGUGUGAACAUGAUAUUCAUUGCAGUGACCAAUGCCAUAACUUUUUAAGACACCAGAGUCUUUCAGUUGUUCUAGCACACACAAGACAUUAUAUAAUCUGAAUGACAAAAGCAAAAUUAUGCAGUUUCUUUUCUGGCUUUAUUUGAAAGCAAAAGCAAUGAAUCUAAAUGUAGUUAGUAACAACACUGUCUGUGAAGUUCAUCAAUGACAUUAUACAAUGAUAUGAUAUUGUUACAGUGGGUGAUAAUUAGUAGAAAUAGAACAAAAGAAUAGAUCUUUAUGAAAUCAUGUGAAUAUAUUGACGAGAUUACUCAUUUGUAAUGAUAACUAAAUAUCUAUUAACAUCUGGAAGAUGCUUCUAAGCAUCAAUUGGUCCAUAUUUUAUGAAUGAGUUCUAGAAUGUAAACCAUGCUUUCUGUUAUUGGUCCUGAUGCUAUAAUUCUAUUGUAUAAGUGCCUAAGCAGAAAGUUUGUUUGUUGCGAUUUUAGUAAGUUUAUAACUUCUUAAUUUCUUAAUCGGUGUGAGUGUAGGUGCUUCAGAUCCAGUUGCUCCAAAAAGUGUUCCUGUUUGUGGGGUAGUGUGGUGAUAAAUUAAAAAGUGCUAUUUCUUGUAUU
Messenger RNA from Rhincodon typus (whale shark), 3428 nucleotides. RefSeq names its product regulator of G protein signaling 9b (gene rgs9b). The coding region runs from base 1 to 1980 and encodes 659 amino acids. The record is from RefSeq and is a predicted model, not a curated record. Gene Ontology annotation, biological process: regulation of G protein-coupled receptor signaling pathway; G protein-coupled receptor signaling pathway. The transcript is spliced from 18 exons. NCBI's taxonomy places the organism in Eukaryota, Metazoa, Chordata, Chondrichthyes, Orectolobiformes, Rhincodontidae.